AUGGCCGAUUUUUCUGGAAGGAAGACUACUCGACGAGUGAUGUCCCCAACAUGCCGAUUAUUGCCGCUAACUGAUAUGGGACUUAGUUUGAUUGAUGUUUCUGAUUUAUGGGGUACUCUUUUUUCCGGUCGGAGGUUUUUCCCACACGGGUUUUACUUCGAUCGGGUUUUAACGAGGCCCCGCUUUGCGCCACCUGGCCGGCGAGUUGUGGCCAGACCCUACUUGCUCGCGCUUGCUGAGUUGGACCCUGCAACAGCCAAGCUGGCAAUUGGGCUUUUGGGGCCCUUUUUGUCUGCAUUUGGGUUUUUGUUCAUUGUGAGGAUAGUGAUGUCUUGGUACCCAAAACUGCCCGUUGAGAAGUUCCCAUAUGCGAUAGCUUAUGCGCCGACAGAGCCUCUGCUUGUUCGGACAAGGAAGCUGAUACCGCCGUUGGCCGGAGUUAUACUGUUGUAG
Molecule: messenger RNA, 453 nt
Organism: Striga hermonthica
Lineage: Eukaryota; Viridiplantae; Streptophyta; Magnoliopsida; Lamiales; Orobanchaceae
Source: the annotation of a GenBank genome assembly